Molecule: messenger RNA, 2884 nt
Organism: Varanus komodoensis (Komodo dragon)
Lineage: Eukaryota; Metazoa; Chordata; Lepidosauria; Squamata; Varanidae
Gene: PIGU
Product: phosphatidylinositol glycan anchor biosynthesis class U
Exons: 12
Coding region: 1-1308 (435 amino acids)
Biological process (GO): attachment of GPI anchor to protein; protein localization to cell surface
Cellular component (GO): GPI-anchor transamidase complex; membrane
Source: RefSeq, a predicted model, not a curated record
AUGGCGGCUCCCUUGGUGCUGGUGCUUCUGGUGGCCGUGACAGUUCGGGCUGUGCUGUACCGCUGCAGCCUGGCAGGGCUCAUCUCCGAGAGGGUGGAGGUGGCGUCCCCUUUAAAUGCCUGGAAACGAGUGGUCGAGGGGCUAGCUUUACUUGACUUGGGUGUCUCUCCAUAUUCUGGAGAUAUCUUCCAUGAGACUCCACUAAUAAUAUACCUCUUUCAUUUCCUGAUUGAUUAUGCUGAACUGGUAUUUAUGAUAACAGAUAUGUUGACUGCAGUAGCCCUCUAUUUGGCCAUUCAAGAUUACACCAAAGUUCUGUUUAAAAAGCAAAAACUGCUAAUAGAACUGGAUAAAUAUGCACCUGAUGCAACUGAACUCAUCCUGACCCCCAUGGAAAUGUACUAUGUCCCUCUCAAGGUAGCACUUUUUUAUCUCUUAAAUCCGUACACUGUGAUGUCUUGUGUUGCAAAGUCCACCUGUGCCAUCAACAAUACUGUCAUUGCCUUCUUCAUUUUGGCAACAAUAAAAGGUAGUGCCUUCCUCAGUGCUGUAUUUCUAGCCUUAGCAACAUAUCAGUCCCUGUAUCCUCUCACCUUGUUUGCACCGGCACUUCUGUAUUUAUUGCAGCGUCAGUUCAUACCAGUGAAACUGAAAAGCAAAGACUUCUGGCUUUACACUGUGCAGUAUGCAGGAUUGUAUUUAGGAAGUCUGAUGGUGAUUAUAUGCCUCUCAUUUUUCAUGCUCAACUCUUGGGACUUCAUUCCCUCUGUUUAUGGAUUCAUUCUUUCCGUUCCAGACUUGACACCCAACGUUGGCCUGUUCUGGUACUUCUUUGCUGAAAUGUUUGAACACUUCAGCCUCUUUUUUGUGUGCGUCUUUCAGAUCAAUGUCUUCUUUUACACCAUUCCUUUGGCAGUGAAACUAAAGGAGCAUCCCAUCUUCUUCAUGUUUGUCCAACUCGCCAUCAUUUCCAUCUUCAAGUCCUACCCAACUGUAGGAGAUAUUGCCCUCUAUAUGGCCUUCCUUCCACUCUGGAGCCACCUAUAUCAAUUCCUACGGAAUGUCUUCAUCCUUUCCUGUGUACUUAUUGUCUGCUCCCUACUCUUCCCAGUUUUAUGGCAUCUCUGGAUUUAUGCAGGAAGUGCAAACUCCAACUUUUAUUAUGCCAUCACAUUGACGUUCAACAUAGGUCAGAUCUUGCUCAUCUCAGAUUAUUUCUAUGCCUUUCUGCAGAGGGAAUACUACCUUACUCAUGGAAUCCAAUUAAUAAGAAAAGACAGGACAGAUCCCAUGCUGGUUCUCAAAUGAAACUGGUAUUUGGCAUCACUCGGGGAAGAGACAUCUGUGAGAAACAGACGAUUGGUGGGUGGGUGGGUCUGGUUUUGGGGAAGAUGCCUUUUUGCAUAUGGAGAAAGGGCUGCAGUUUGACUGGGAAUAGCCCGAUUAAUGCUGGUGCAGAGAUUGGUGCAAAGAGCAUGUUAGCAGGUCGAGGAGUCUACUUUUGUGACCUGUUGCUGCCCCACUUGAAGCUUCUCCCUCCAACCAUCCUGUUGCUCAGAAGCCCAGUCAUCAGUUCCAGCUGAUAACUUCCGGACUUGGUGAAAUGCCUUUGGACUGAAACCAGCAUGAACUUUUGUUCCCAGAGAGAGAGAAGGCUGUUGAUGAUAAUAAUGAUGGUGGUAACUGCAGGGAAAACUGCUGGGAAUUUUCUCUUUCAGAAGUUAAAUUGCUUCACUAAACAUUUACUUGGUUCCUCUGGCUUCCUGCUUCCACUGCUUGAAUGGACAGUUCACCUGCCUGAUGUACAGGGGAUCCUUGAAACAUGGACAGCUAGUCUUACUUACCUGGACAUUAUUUCUCCUUGCACUGAUGCUGGAAACUGGGAGGCCCCUGAUUAUUCUGAAUAUUUCUGCGCUCUAGAGAAUGCUGAAUUCAGCAUGAUAAUUCAGGGAGAAGCUGCUAAGCAAACAAGCUUGGGAGACAUGAGAAGUUAAAUUCUGCAUCCUUAGAUACACAUGGUAGAGGACCAUUGGGAGCAGUUGUAUGUUCAAUCAAACUGUCUUUAAGGGGAGAGAAUGCCCAUCCCUGUGGAAGUGUAACUGUGCCCUUUUCUGUGUGGUUUAGUGAAGAGAAAUGAAAAUGAACAUAACCUAGAGGACUCAGAGGAGAUAUAUAUGAAACUUGGUGAUGAGGGGCACACAAUCAGCUCAGCUCUAAUUUUACCCAUCCUUUAAUUUUGGAUCCUAGUGUUCCCAGACUGCUUGGAUUUUGUGACAAAGGCCAGAAAAUACAAAAAUUGGAGCCUUUCUCCAAAUGGGAGCACCUUUUUCAUAGAAAGUUUGGACCUUACAGUUCUUAGAACAGUUUAAAUUUUACCUAAAGUGUUAAUCUUCAGUGGGAGAAGCAGUAGAAUAUGACUGUAUUAGAAAAGUGUCUGUGCAAAAAUGGCUGUCCCAUCCAACCUGCUUCAGUACUGAGUAUUCAGUCAGAUCUUCCCAUUCAGUAACCAAGAUACCGAUAUUUUUGUUUGCUGAUGGCUGCUAUUUUUAACUCUUCUAAUCCAACAGAACUACAGCUGGUUUCUUCCUCUGACUUUUACUUUACGGAUGAUGUGGUUUCCUUACCAAGGAGUCAGGUGGCACCCAUCCAAGCUCCCAAAGCGCAAAAGAGACCCGGUUCCAAGCACUCUACCCUUUUAACUGGGGGCAAAAGAGAUUAGAUUUCAACUUGCUGAUUUUGUAUUAAGUGUGUCCUCUGCCAUUCACUGUUAUUUUUUUUGCAAAGCUGCUUGGCAGGACAUAAACUCCUUUCUGUUAUAAAUGCAUUUCUUAUUAAGCAAUCUUUCAAAAGGGGAUUUAAAAAUAAAGGAAAAAAAUCUUGCUUA